Molecule: messenger RNA, 489 nt
Organism: Lolium rigidum
Lineage: Eukaryota; Viridiplantae; Streptophyta; Magnoliopsida; Poales; Poaceae
Product: protein RADIALIS-like 4
Exons: 1
Coding region: 81-353 (90 amino acids)
Molecular function (GO): DNA-binding transcription factor activity
Source: RefSeq, a predicted model, not a curated record
GCCAGGAUCUAGUAGCACUAGUAGUAGUACCAUUAGCCAAAAUCACCUUACCAUUCUAUUUCUUGAGAAGCCACUAGAGCAUGAGUCGACCAUGGACGAAGAGGCAGAACAAGCUGUUUGAGAAGGUUCUGGCCAAGUAUGAUGAGGAUACGCCAGACCGCUGGCAGAAGGUGGCGCGGGAUGUGGGCGACGGCAGGUCAGCCGAGGAAGUGAAAAGGCACUAUGAGGAGCUGGAACAAGACGUGAAGCACAUUGAGGAAGGAGACCUCCGCCAGUACGGCGGCAGCCGCACUGGAAGCGCCAACACCAACGGAGGCUCCAGCCGCAGUGGCAGCAGGCAGGAGCAGAGGUAGUUAAGUAGUCUGAAUCUUUUCUCAGUUACAGACUAUUCCAUCCAUGCAUGCAUAAUUACAUAGUGACCAGGGAUCACCCUCUGCUGCAUACUAGUCGUGCGGUGUGUGCAAACGGCGGUGUUGCUUUCGGCCUGGA